Phytophthora nicotianae INRA-310 is the source of this 1030-nucleotide messenger RNA. RefSeq lists its product as hypothetical. The record is from RefSeq and is a predicted model, not a curated record. The transcript has a single exon. Bases 275 to 877 code for a protein of 200 amino acids. Gene Ontology annotation, molecular function: translation elongation factor activity; ribosome binding; RNA binding. Gene Ontology annotation, biological process: positive regulation of translational termination; positive regulation of translational elongation. NCBI's taxonomy places the organism in Eukaryota, Oomycota, Peronosporomycetes, Peronosporales, Peronosporaceae.
GCGAAGAGAGUGGAAAUGCUGUUCUCCAAUUGCUUGUUAGCAGCACCAAGCUGUCGGUUCUGCUCCUGCAACUGCGCCAGUUCGUCCCGCAGCCGCUUAUUCUCCUUCUCAACCUUCGUCUUGAUGUCCAGCGCCUCCUUCUUCUCUAAGGCGUUGGUGGACGUAUCCAAGUCCCCGUAUAAGUCUUCCAUGUUGGCCAAUCCGAAAAUAAGGCUUACAAAAUCCCAGUCAUUCGCCGUUUCGGAAAUAAUUUGCAAAAUUGACAAUUGUUACCAUGGACUCGAGAUGCAACAAGUUUUGGGAGGAUGGCCAGACGUUAGUGGCCGCGAUCUCUGGGUCGGUAAAGAUCGAGACGACGCAGGGCAAAAUCUUGAAGGAGCUGCGCACUAUGAGUCGCUUCCUGCAGCGCAAUCAGAGCCAGCGAUUCAGUGACGCGGCCCAGCAGAAACUUGUGGACUGCGUCGGCCAUUAUGUGGGGCUGGGCAAGCAGGGAGGAUCCAUGCUUCCUGUGGCUGAAGCCACGUUCCAGACGGUGAAAGACGGCCUCGCAAUGCCGUUUAAUGUGGUCGGCACCAAGCAGAAGAAGCGGUUGCUCAAAUGGUACAAUGAGCUCAUCGCAAUUGUUGGUGGAGAUCCAGAUGCAGCGAUUGCUAGCGAAGUUGUCGCUGAGCCGAAUAUCGAGUGGAGUGUCAUUGAUAUCGACGAAGACGGAUUUUUAUCGCUCAUGCAGGUGGAAACGGGCGAAACCAGCGAGAGUUUCAGAGUGAAGAAGAAGAGCGCAGAGCACAAACGGAUCAAGAAGGCAUUAGAGAACAGUGAGGUCACGGUUGUUACCAGUGGUGAUGAGAUUGAAGAAAUCCGAGUAGAAAAUGAAUAGAUGGAAAUGUUUCUAGCCUGCAUACUAGAUCAUAAUUAAGGGUGGCUAAAACGCAUUGAACGUUGACCCCGCUGCUCCGUUAAAAGGGACUGGCAGCAUCCGUCUUUUGACGACUCUCCGUCCAAGCUUUGGCAAUCGUACGCUUCAUCUCGU